ACCACUCAAGCUACAACAACGAUUUCUUCAUACCAAUCACUAGAGAGUUUUACGUUUGGCGAGGAAGUAUCAGAUUCAAGUUUGAGAGGAGAUGAUGUAACAAGUCCAGCUUUGAAUGUUCCAACACAUAUUUACAUUGGGGAUAGAACAGAAGGAACUUUUGACACCGUUUAUGUUGGAAGUAAUGGAAUCAUAAGUCUGAAUGAGAGAUACAAUAGUUUCUCUAUAUAUGAAAUCACUUCCUCAUUCGUGAGCCAGAGGAGAUUUAUCUGUCCGUUUUGGACGGACCUUAUAUCUGGAAGUAAAGUCUACUAUAAUACAUAUACAAGAGGACAUUGGAGCGAUCAGUUAACACUGGAUAAAGCAAACCGUGUAAUCAGAACGCAUUACAGUGAUGAUUACCCGAGUUUCGAAGCGAUAUGGAUGCUGAAAGUAACGUGGAAAGACAUGGCCUUGUUUUCAAACAGGACGCAGAAUGUAACGGUACAAGCUAUUUUAGUAACGGAUGGAAUGAACACAUUUACAAUGUUUUAUUACAUUGAUGUAAACCUAUUGUUCGUCAAUGGACUUGAUAUAUCCGUGGGAUAUAGAUAUAGGAGUUUCUUCACUAGCAAUCCAUACUCUUGUCAGAGAGGAGCCUUCCGUCUCAGUCAAAUACCCGGCAACAGAGGAACUCCUGGAUUUUGGAUAUACAAAUUAACAACAGACAUACAAUAUUCAGGCAAUGAACUUUCGUGCUUUAAUUGGUACAUAAGAAAUAGGAACCAGCAAAUGAACACAAUUCUUCGCAAUCGAAGACAGUGGUGGUCUAACAUUUGUCCCUGUCAAAUCGAUUGGCUUGUUUUUGAUGGUGGAUUCCAAUAUUCAAGAACCGAUAUAACAAAUGGUGUAAUAUGUUAUGCCUCUAUGAUGUCUUUCAUAGGAAGUGCGGAAUGUUGUUACCCAAUCCGUAACUCUUGGUUCGGUUGGUUCGGAUGGUCUUGGUGGUCCAUUGGAUGGUUUGGAUCCACCACUCGUACUUGGACAAGACCAGCAGCUGGAACCCUCCUGGAGUACAGCCCGUUUUUUGAUCCGUCGCAACAUUAUAACGAGGAUCUUCUACCUAAAGAUCAUUGUUGUAGUUCUGGGCAUUGUGACUGGUACUACGAAGUUCGACCAAGAACAUGGUGUUAUAGGGUAUCCAGCUUUUGGAUCUCUUGGUUAUUUGGAGACCCUCAUAUUAAUACUCUUGAUGGACACCAAUAUACUUUCAAUGGAUAUGACGAAUACGUUCUGAUGAGGAUAAACACGAACGAGAAACAAUUUGAGCUUCAAGCCAGAACAGACUUGGCAGAGGGCGCCAAUGGUACAACAAUCAAUGCUACCAUAUUUAGUGCAUUUGCUGCCAGGGAUGACACGGGCGCCUUUGUUCAAGUGGAACUCUCCAGACAUAAAGACAAAAUGUACAUUCGAGGAAAUGAUCAGGAUAUUACUAACAAUUUUGAAGAUGAUAGUUCAUACAGAUAUUUCACAAGAUAUUUGGCCAUUACAAAAGAAAACCAAACAUACAUGGCCACCUUCCUUAAUUCCUCCAUAACAAUAAAGGGAACAUUAGGAGUACGGUUUCUGACAAUUGAGGCAGUAGUGGAUUCCAAAUACAAUGGCAGUGUUACUGGACUGAUGGGCAACUUUGAUGGAGAUAGAUCCAAUGACUUCAUUCUCCCUAACGGAACUAUCUUACAACAAGAGGAAGUCAACACGGAAAGAAAAAUUUACCACAGAUUUGGACAGUUGUGGGCUGUAAACGAGUCUACGUCUAUCUUCCAUUACGGUUCAGGACUAUCGCAUACUGACUAUUCUCAUCCUGACUUCGUGCCCUUCUUUGUUGAUGAGUAUCCAGAGGAUCAGAGAAGCGCAGCUCGAGAGGCCUGCGGCGGGGAAUUGGCUUCACAGGCGUGUAUUUUUGACUAUUUGGCAACAGGAGAUAAAGCUCUUGCUCUCUCAUCAGGAAACACAGAUAGCUCCAACAAAAAGGACCUUGUCAAUAUUGAAAAUCAACCUCCUUUUAUUGAUGGUGACGAAGUUAUUCAUGCAGAAGUAAACAAAAGUGUAAGGAUUAGUUUUAAUGCCUCUGACGAUAAGAGCUAUACCUAUCAGGUGCUAAAACAACCUUCCACUGGCUUCUCUUUUGACAAUGUGACAGGUAUAGCUUCUUGGACACCAUCAAAUACUGACUUCACAAGCAUAAGUAUAACCGUCAUUGACAGUGAUGGAGUAUCCGCCCCGGCAAUGGAUAUCAUCCUGAUACUGUGUAGUGCAUGUAGUCAUCAUGGCAAGUGUGAUUACAACAGAACACGUGACAUUUCAAAUAGUACAUUCAGGCUUGCAAGCUGUGUAUGUAACAAAGGAUACACAGGUGACGAUUGUGAACUUGACUCUGACGCCUGUACAGAUAAUCCUUGUCCUCUUGGACGUAACUGUACGGACCUUCCAGCUGAGGAGGAAUUGAGGAUUGGCAGAGGAUACAACUGCUCAGAUUGUCCUAGAGGAUAUGCAGAUGUUGACAAUAAGUGUCAAGAUAUCAAUGAGUGCAACUCCACUUCAUCCAACCAAUGUGGACAAGUGUGCGAAAACACAGAAGGAAGUUUCGAAUGUCAUUGUUUUAAUGGCUACCGAAUGAGUGAUGGAUCCUGUCAAGAUAUUGAUGAGUGUACUGAGGGAACUUCAGGAUGUGAGCAGAAGUGUGACAACACUGCUGGUUUGUUUGUAUGUUCCUGCGUCACAGGUUUUGAACUGAAAGGAGAUAACAGAUCAUGUCUGCAAACAGAAACGGACAUUUGUAAGCUUGCUGGGCUUUCCUGUCAAUAUGCCUGUGAUAAUGCUACUGGUGUCUAUAGAUGUAUUUGUCCUGCUGGUUAUGAGCUUACAAACAAUAACAGAAAUUGCACCAAUAUCAAUGAGUGUGAACGCGGCAUUUGUUCACAACACUGUUUGGAUACUGAGGGAUCCUAUCGAUGUUCAUGUUAUGUUGGAUACCGGCUGAACGAGGAUCAGACAACCUGUUCUGAAUGUGAUGCUCCAUACUACGGAGAGGGUUGCAGUCAGAUGUGUCAAUGUGGUGCUGGAAUGGACCGAUGUGAUCCAGUACAAGGAUGUGUGUGUUUAACUGGAUGGACGGGGUCAGACUGCAGCCAUGAUGUCAACGAGUGCAUCGUUAACCAAACUAUCUGUGGUACAGAUAAAAUAUGUCACAAUUUACAAGGAGGUUAUAGAUGUGACUGUCGCCAGGGAUACAGAAAAGAUGCAGACAGAUGUGUCGAUGUGGAUGAAUGUGCAAAUGCUGGAUCUAACAACUGCUCGUCUCUUACAUCUGUCUGCGAAAAUAAAGAUGGUGGAUUUAGCUGUCGAUGCAAGGCUGGAUACAUCCAGAAAAAUACAUUCGAGUGUGAAGACUUUGAUGAAUGCGAAGCCAAUAUUGAUGGUUGUACUCAGAUCUGUAACAACGUAAAUGGAAGUUAUGAUUGUGAUUGUCAUUUUGGAUUCUCCCUGAACGAUGACAGACAAACAUGCUCAAAAGUUCAAGAUAUCUGUCUUCUCUUUCCUGGCUUAAACUGCAGCUAUGGGUGCAAACAAGACUCAAAUAAUCAAACACAGGGGAAAUGUUUUUGUCCAGAGGGAUACAUACUCAACAAGUCUGACAAAUCAUCAUGCAUAGAUGUAAACGAAUGUGCAAAUAUCACUUUAAAUAAAUGCUCCAUGAGAGAAACGUGUGUAAAUACGCCAGGCUCUUUCAACUGUUCUUGUCCUGAAGGCAGAUACUUAGAAAACGAUGGAAGGACUUGUAGUGUGUGUGAUGGCUUUUCAUAUGGUUGGAACUGCAAGACUCCUUGUGAGUGCAGAGCAGGUGCUUCUCAUUGUGACCCUGUGAUUGGUUGUCGGUGCAAGAAUGGUUGGAUUGGUGCCAAAUGCAAUGCUGAUGUAGAUGAGUGUUUCAUGGAAAAUCCCUGUACCCUGGCUAACCAGGAAUGUAUCAACACUCCUGGUUCCUAUCAAUGCGUCUGUCAGAAAGGAUUCGAAGAUAGAUCAGGGAAUUGUGAAGAUAUUGAUGAAUGCGUGAGCCGCCCUUGUUCUCAGCUGUGCAACAACACUAUUGGAGGUUACUCCUGUGGUUGCUUCAAUGGAUUUCAACUCGUUGGUGAAAGCCAGUGUAUUGAUAUUGAUGAAUGCAGCUCACCAGUCAAGCCAUGUGAUCAAGUCUGUACAAAUACACUGGGUAGCUUCAAAUGUAGCUGUCAUGACGGGUAUCUGUUGAACACAACAAACAGAAGAGAUUGUUAUGCAAAGACCGAGUGUUCAAAUGCGUCUGCAUCAUGUUCUCAGAAGUGUGGAGUUAAAGCUGAUGGGUCAGAGUACUGCUUUUGUGAAAAUGGCUACAUAUUAGACGUAACAGACAACCGAACAUGCAUCGAUCAAGAUGACUGUUCACCUAAUCCUUGUAGUCAAACGUGCGUUCAGAAUGCACCUGGUCAGGGUUAUUUAUGUACCUGUGUAGUGGGCAAAAUGUUAGAUCAAGACAAACGCACCUGCACAGAUUGUACAAAGUGGAGUUUUGGUCCCAAUUGUGCAAAUCAAUGUCCCUGCAACAUCCAGAAUUCUGUGUCCUGUGAUCGUGUUACUGGUACUUGUACAUGCAGACCGGGGUGGAAUGGAACAAACUGUGAGAGUGAUAUCGACGAAUGUAGGCAGUUUGAUCCCUGUCCUCGGUCUUCCUCUUGUGUUAAUUCCAUGGGCUCUUAUACUUGUUUAUGUGAUGAAGGAACAGCCAUGGCGGGUGGACUCUGUAUUGAAUGUUCUGGAAACAGUUACGGUCGGAAUUGUGGAUUCCAGUGCCAAUGUGAUCAAAGAAACACAAUAUCAUGUGAUAAAAGAAACGGUACCUGCUAUUGUCGAGAAGGCUGGACCGGACUUAAUUGUUCUACUGAUGUACAGGAAUGUACUCUGACUCCGAAUAUCUGCGGUGGGAAUGCAAUCUGUAUUGAACAGUCGGGUUCUUUCAGCUGUCAGUGUAAACCAGGCUUCGAAAAAACCUCCUCUAGAAGUUGUUCAAAUAUUGAUGAGUGUGCAAUAGGUACCCAUACAUGUGACCCAAACGCCCGCUGUACAGAUACCAUAGGUGGUUAUUUAUGUACAUGUGAUUCUGGAUUUACAGGAGAUGGACAUGCUUGCUCGGAUUUGAAUGAAUGUUCAUCGCCGAGCGUUUGUGAUCCAAAUUCCAAAUGUAACAAUACCAUUGGCAGCUUCGAAUGUAUAUGUGAUCCCGGGUUUACUGCAAAUGGAAAGAAUUGCUCAGACAUAGACGAGUGUCUGGAUGGUAUAUCGAAUUGUCACUCAAAUGCAGUUUGUAAGAACACAAUGGGAAGUUUUCUCUGUCAAUGCAAUGACGGUUUCGAAGGCGAUGGACAAACAUGCAAAGAUAUCGACGAAUGUUCAAGGAACACGCCUUUAUGUGAUACGCAUGCGUUCUGUAACAACACAAUUGGGGGUCACACAUGUACCUGUCGACCAGGUUUUUAUGGCAAUGGAAUUACCUGCUUAGAAAAUGAUGAGUGUGAGGAGAAGACUCACAGCUGUCAUCCUAAUGCCUCUUGUAUAAACACAUUUGGGAACUACUACUGCGAAUGUAAACCUGGUUUCUUUGGUAGCGGCAGAACCUGUAGCGAUGUCAAUGAAUGCAGUGAUGGAACCAGUGGUUGUCAUCUAAACGCUUCUUGUCAGAACACUGUCGGGAACUUCUCCUGUACUUGUGACAGUGGUUUCUUUGGUGAUGGAUUCAACUGUACGGAAUGCCUUGAUAUGACGUUUGGUGUUAGCUGCAAAAACCAGUGCCUGUGUAACAUCAGCAACACUAGGACAUGCAAUAAAGUGACAGGAACGUGUUUAUGUAAAGAUGGUUGGCAAGGAGAGACUUGUGAUGAAGACAUCUUUGAAUGCACAGAGAGACCAGAAAGGUGUGGACCAAACGCCGUAUGUACAGAAUUACCCGGACACUUCAACUGCUCAUGCCUGGAGGGAUAUCAAAUGAUGCCGAAUAGUCUCUGUGAAAAUAUAAAUGAAUGUAGUACCCAGCAACAUAACUGCCACGCCAAUGCUCAGUGCAACGAUACUGAUGGGCAUUUUAUUUGCACUUGUAAGCCAGGCUUUGUCGGAAAUGGAACGUUUUGCAGAUCAAUACCUAAGGAACCUAGCAUCACAGAUGCUCAGGAAGAGAAAUACAGGAUAAAAGUAAGGUUUGAUAUACAGACAGACCUGAUUACCCUGGAGAGUCAGUACGUCCAGGUAUACCAACAAAUGACCACUGCGCUUACCUCGUUCUAUCAAGCAACCAUCACUGGAUUUGAGAGAGUGGUUAUUCUGCACAUAACAAUUGGAAGUCUUAUAGUUGAUCACGAAUUAAUAACAGAAAAGGCAAUCUCCAAUGUACCAGAGACGGACAUUACAAAAGCCUUACAACGUCUAUCCAAUGGAGACGUCAAGAUUGUUUAUGGGGGCCGAGAACAAACAAUACUGUCACUUGAAUUUAAAAAUGCCGUAACAAACAAAUUUCUUAAUGUCAGCUCCCUGGAUUUGUGCGAUAUCUAUCAAGCGGUACACCCAUGUCCCAAGAACCAUGCAUGCUUGGAAACAAACGGAAAUAUCGCCUGCAGCCCAUUGCCCAUAUCUGAAACAUACAAGUUGAUAAUGGGACUUGGAAUAGGUAUUUCGUUUGGAGUUAUCGUUCUUUUGACUCUUGUCAUCGUCUUGGUUUACCUGAAGAGAAGACGUGAUACAAGUGAUAGGGAGCCUAUUCCAGACUAUGAUAAUAGAUCCGUGAAAAGCGGUGGUACCGAUGAUUCUUUGAUACAUUCAUCAAUAAAAGGAAUGCCAAAACGCUUGGACACGACAGGGAAGCGCGGACCUUUCAGUUUUGGAAAUGAUUCCUGGAGCAAUGACAGCGACGCAAGUGUCAAGGCAGUCAGAUCUUCCUCGAAUUACUUCCGCAGAAGUAAUUAUUAAGUAACGACUUGAGUACAUGCCUGCCAAUCUGACAUGCUGCCUUGAA
Saccostrea cuccullata (small rock oyster) is the source of this 7078-nucleotide messenger RNA. RefSeq names its product fibrillin-1-like. Gene Ontology annotation, biological process: cell-matrix adhesion. Gene Ontology annotation, molecular function: calcium ion binding. The record is from RefSeq and is a predicted model, not a curated record. Bases 424 to 7032 code for a protein of 2202 amino acids. The transcript has 46 exons. Lineage: Eukaryota; Metazoa; Mollusca; Bivalvia; Ostreida; Ostreidae.